Amyelois transitella is the source of this 3099-nucleotide messenger RNA. RefSeq names its product RNA-binding protein 41-like. The record is from RefSeq and is a predicted model, not a curated record. The transcript is spliced from 5 exons. Lineage: Eukaryota; Metazoa; Arthropoda; Insecta; Lepidoptera; Pyralidae. Gene Ontology annotation, cellular component: U12-type spliceosomal complex. Gene Ontology annotation, biological process: mRNA splicing, via spliceosome. Gene Ontology annotation, molecular function: pre-mRNA intronic binding; U12 snRNA binding. The coding region runs from base 184 to 1356 and encodes 390 amino acids.
UCAUACUCAUAGUCAUACUAUUCAUUUCUGUUCUGUGUACUAUUUUCUGAGUUUGGUUGCUCCGUGGUUUUUUUCUAAAUAAUUUGUGUUGUAAAAUCAGCUGUAAUUACAUAUCAAUUUCAUUUAAAAUGAAUAUGUAAUUACUUAGACGCUUGUGUUCUUCAAAGCGACAUAAUUUUAAUCAUGAGUUCCCAAACAAUGCCCAAGGAGUUUGAGAGGUCCACCGAAGUCUUGCCCAUAAUGACUUACGGGAUUUCAACAAUUGAAGAUCUCCGAAGGGCGGAGGCUGAAAUACGUAUGUUGGAUAAAUUGAAGAAGGCCGGCCUGUCUUCAGAGGAAGUUAAGUUAUACAGGGACAAUGAAAACGGUGUGGAGAAACCAAAAGUAGAAGCGUCAGCUCUCAAAAGAAAAUUGGAGUCUAUAUAUGAGAAGAUUAGUGAUUAUGAUAAGACGGUGAGUCAAGAAUCCAAAGACAAUCCGAGCACAUCAUCCCCACCAUCUGUUGAUGUAUUCGAGAGGCUCCGAGACAAACCUAUCACCAUUUACCCAGACCCGAAUCACCCGAUGAACAACCUCAAGGAGAUUGAACAAAACUUAUUCGGUCACUUAGACGGCGAUGUCACACCUCUUAGUAAAAGGAGAAAAGAGUUACGUCGAUUCGAACGGAGUAAAGAGAAAAUACUUAACCAAGACGGCCACAUUGAGAUCCCAACAGCUCCCGUUCCAACGGUGAAUAGAGAAGGCAGUCUGUGGGAUGUGAAAGAAUUACCAAAGCCAAAGAACGUUGACAUUCCUAUUAUAGGUCCGUCUGAGAAAAAACCUGUGAUGUAUUCAAUAAGGAACAAUAAGAUUGUGAGGCUGGAGGCCUUGCCAGGAGACUGCGGGUGUGUCCACGAGGAGGAGUAUCAAGCGGUGGAAAUUGUAGCUCCGGUGAAUAACGCUGAGAGGGAGCUGUUGGAAGGCACACAGAUGUCUUUGGACGAUAUUAGGAAAAUUGACAGGUUUAAAGACUAUGAGCCUGGGAUACCGUCCAAGGUGUUGUACCUCAAGAACUUGGCUUCCUCAGUGACCCGAGAGCAGCUAGCUCUGCUGUUCAACCAGUUUAUGAUGUCUAACGGAGGCCCGAUCAAUGUGGACCUCCUCACCGGACGUAUGAGGGGGCAGGCAUUUGUUUCUUUUACCAGUGAGGACAUAGCUAUCCAAGCGUUGGAGGAAGUCAACGGUACAAUAAUGUGCGGAAGGCCGAUCAUAGCGGAGUUUGGGAGAAACAACAAUACAAACAGAGAAGACGCUUACGAGACUGAAGAAGAAGAUGAAGGAGAGGAGGAGAGCGGAGAAGAAGAAGAGUACACAUAAUGUAAAUAAAUUUAAGGUUACAAAUUGCGUUACUUACCAAAAAUUUUGCUCUGUAAGCAUACAGUUCGGAAUCAUAUAAGAGAAUAGAAAUAAUUUAUUGUACAAUCGGCCGAAUAGAAAAUUAAAUCAUUUUUGAUUCUACAGUACGAUGGUGGUAUAAUUUCCUAUGUGGCCCACUGUACUCGAAACUAUAGAAAUGACGUGUCGUCGUCUUUUAUUGCGCAGUUAUAAACUGCCAUUGUCAAAACGUUAUGGUCACGUUUAUCAGUACUAGCCAUUUCUAUAGUCUCAUAUUAUUCCGAUUUCUAUGGUAGAGCUCUACACAAACAUUGAUAAGGCAUGUACCAUUAAGGUUCUUUAUCGAGAAUUUGAGAUCACGGAUAUUCACAGCGUAGACAAAGCAUUUCUUUAUUGUCAUCCGACUUAAAAUCGGGUAUUUUUGGGAAGCCAUUUUUUUCCAUCACUUCAUUUUUAGGACAAUACUUAGAAAUAAUUACCUCUUUGGUAUUGAUACCGGUACAUGCAAAUUUGUGUGAAAAAGAAACAGUUUUAUCUUUCUUACAAAACAAUAUCAAUCUCACAAAUCCACUGCAAAUUAUAUUGCUAUAUACAGGGAAAAUUUGAAAUGUUAUUAAUUGUACUCGCAACUAGGAUUUGAAAUACCACUAUUUGCCUUGAUUCGAUACAGGUACCACACCAGUACUUUUGAUACCAGUGUUAGAGUUGUAACGCAUUUCGUCACUAGCAAAUGGCAAUCGCUGAAUAUUAAACACUUCAAUUUUGUCAUUUUAACAUUGUACAUGGGGUCCACUGUCCAUUAUUAUGACGUGAAACGGGACAGCGAUAUGUUUUCGCGCAAUAAAAAUGGCGUCGCUGGUGCCGUGCUAAAGGGGCAGCAACUAGUAAUCAAUAUGUUUAUUGUUAAGUUAUGAAGGUGACGAACUGCGAAAAUGACUUAUUGAGACCCAAAGUAAGAAAGUCAGGAUUUGUAAUAGUGACAAAAUUUCAGCAAUAGCCCCUUGCGAAAGUAACAAAUUCGUAGCGACCAAUGUUAGAUAAAAUAUAAGUUGCAAAAUGGUACUUUUUAUUCUCUGGAAUGUAUUUUUAUGCCCAUUGUGAAUAAGUGGAGUACACGCCUGUCACCCUUUCCAUCAUGUCUCCUAUCUCGAGUCUGCUAUAAGAGAAUUUUUUUUAAAAUAAGCAGAAUAUUUGUAAUUUCAUUUCUUGUGUUUAUCAGUCUCGACGUUUUCUGUGUACAUAAAUUAGUAAAUAAAUAAAUAACACAAAAAAUAUACCGGUAUUAGAAAUGGUUUUAUAAAAAUAGACACGACAAUCACGCUAAAUGACAGCGUAGCGUGUUUAGGUACUUUGUUGUACCUUAAUUAAUAAGGUUCAAUACCUGUAGGUAUUUGCUCGGGAGCAAUACUUGGGUACCGCACCGAUAACUUGAAUUUAAAAUGGCGGCGAUCUGCGCGUUAUCGCCAGCCAUAAUAGAAAUAAAUACAGCGGUCAAGUUAUGGGGAGCCUAAGUGCCAUAUGAGAUAUAUAAAUUUAUCCAAAAUGGCGCAAUAUACAUUCACCCCCAUAACUUGAUUUCGCCGUACAUGCCUGAGUGGGGUGUGUAAUAGAUAUAAUUAUUAUGAGUGUUUACCUUCUAAGUUUAAGAGUCAAUGUAUUAUAGGAAUAGUUAGUGAUUAAAAUUAGUAUGUAAGUUCUUAUCUCAAUGUUCCAAAUAUACUUUUA